This is a messenger RNA of Epinephelus fuscoguttatus (brown-marbled grouper), 2886 nucleotides long. Its product is annotated as homeobox protein engrailed-1-B-like. The record is from RefSeq and is a predicted model, not a curated record. Gene Ontology annotation, biological process: multicellular organism development; neuron differentiation; regulation of transcription by RNA polymerase II. Gene Ontology annotation, cellular component: nucleus. The transcript has 2 exons. Gene Ontology annotation, molecular function: RNA polymerase II cis-regulatory region sequence-specific DNA binding; DNA-binding transcription factor activity, RNA polymerase II-specific. NCBI's taxonomy places the organism in Eukaryota, Metazoa, Chordata, Actinopteri, Perciformes, Serranidae. Bases 302 to 1171 code for a protein of 289 amino acids.
GAGAGAUGUGAGGACUUUGUGAAGAUCCGACUGUCAUGCAGCGGUGAAAAGCUCUGGGUGUGUGAGAGCAGUGCGCAAUAGCAACCAUAGCCAGUCUUAAGUCACCGACCAUGACGCGCAGGAGCGCCUUUACGCAAGCAGGAUGUCCACAGUUUGCGAAUAAUUACAGCAGCCAGCAAUAUUUCGGUGAGAAAAUAACUAUGUUUUAGUGCUUCCUGUUUUCAUAUUUUGGAUACAACACAGGCCCACAAAGUGGAAGUGGAUUGAGAGAACACGAGCUACGUUCUUCCGAGAAGCAGCGAUGGAGGAGCAGCGGGAUCUGAACAGCACGGACAGCAGCGAGGGAGAGAGCGUCUCCCCGUCUCACAGCCUGCCUUCGCCGCCCAUACUGCCGCUGCAGGUCGCCCAGCAGGCCCACAGAACCACCAACUUUUUCAUCGACAACAUUUUGCGCCCGGACUUCGGCUGCAAGAAGGAGCACGGCCUGGGCCCGCGGGAGAGGGCGCAGACCUCCGGCCGGGAACGCGUCCACCCGGUGGUCAGCAGGCCGAGCCUUCCCGGGACGCCGUGCCAGGAUUCCAAUUGCAGCAGUGACAGCACUUCGUCUUCCGCCUCCUCCACCUCUUUGGUGAGUCCUAAAAAGAGUAACAGCAGCGGCGGAGGAACUGAAGCCGCCUCCACCGGGAGCAGCGGCUUGAAAGCCGAGGACAGAACUGGCGGCGGGGCGGGGGAGAACACAUCCUCCUCGCUGGUGGUGCUGAACGGCACAGGGGCGCCCACACCGGAGAGCCAGCCACUUCUUUGGCCUGCCUGGGUCUACUGUACCCGGUACUCGGACAGGCCCUCAUCUGGCCCAAGGACACGGAAACUUAAAAAGUCGAAAAGCGGCAAAGAGGACAAGCGGCCGCGCACGGCCUUCACGGCCGAGCAGCUGCAGAGACUGAAGACGGAGUUCCAGGUGAACCGCUACAUUACGGAGCAACGGCGGCAGUCUCUGGCCCAGGAGCUCAGCCUCAAUGAGUCCCAGAUCAAAAUCUGGUUUCAGAACAAGCGAGCCAAGAUCAAAAAGGCCAGCGGCUUCAAGAACGGGCUGGCGCUGCAGCUGAUGGCGCAGGGACUGUAUAAUCAUUCCACCACCACCAUCCAGGAGGACAAGGAGGACAGCGACUGAGGAGCCCGGCCGGCCGCACCAGGACGCAAGACUGUGCGCUGUCCACCGCUCUCCUCCACACACACACACACUGUACAUUGUAAAUAAAUAAUAUCUAAUUUAAUGAUGAGGAUGGAGAGCGAGAGCUGAGCAGAUCUCCCUCAUACGGUUUGUCAACAGCUCUCCUCUUCUUCAUGUCUGUCUCCUCCUCUUCAAACGUGACAACACAGCAGAACAGACUGCACAUUCUUGGACUGACCUGCCACCGCAAAACCAAAGAUUUUAUUGGAAAACAGAGCCUUUGAACCUCUUCAAAGACAAUAACGAAAAUAGCAACAUACCCCAUUGCGCUUAUUUCUGUGUCCCCUGAGCUGAGAACUAAAUGGACCCCUCCUCCACCACCACCCGCUUCAGCCGUAAUAAACCCACACCGGCUGAUGUUUCUGGGCUGUUUCUCCUCCCUUCAGCUCAUGUUGAUCUGGUUCCAUACGGCGCUGCUGCUGUUGCACGCACCCGUCCUCCAACAGCCACAAACACUACCACGCCAAUCCACCCAAACACCGCGAGAACAGCCAGUGGCUCCAUCAGACUUUAGUUUUUUUUGUUGUUGUUUGUUUUUGUUUUUUGGUUCUUUUUCUUUCACCCCUGGACCAACUGACUUCUACGACCUGUAAUAAUAAGAACUGUAUUAAGAACUGUAAUAAUCCUACAGUGCAUUUACAGAGAUUUAAAGUGCCACAAACAAACAACAUAGUGAUGAUACAGCGGAUACUUAAACAUCACUUCUGAGCACGAAACACACAGUAAGUCCCCAUCGGGAAUGAUACAGGAAUAUUAUAGAAAAAAUAUAAUGGGCUUUAGAACUGUGAACACUGAGGUCAUUAUUAUUAUUAUUAUUAUUAUUAUUAUUAUUAUUAUCAUUAUAGAAAUUGUAGAUUUUAAGAAUUUAAAGGGACUUUGUGUUUUUAAUUGAUAAUGCAUUUGCAAUCAGAAUUGUUUCUGUUGAUUCAGUAUUUUUCAAUGCCAAAUAUUUCAAUUUGACAAUUUCUGGCCAAUCAGCACAAUUUAAAAAAAGCUGUAAUUUCCCACUAUAAUCUUUGAAACAAAAUUAAGACCGUACAGAAAUUCUAAAUUCAUAAUUAACAGAGCAAAUAAAUUGUAUAUUUUGUUUUGUUUGUUUUGUUUGAGGAACCUGGAAUCAUGACCUCGGUGUCUCUAAAAUCCUGCAGCCUCAGUCUAUAUGGCCUAUAAUAAUGCUACAAGACACAUUAAUACAUGAAGGUACAGCCGAAAUUCAAAAGAAGACUGCAGCGUUAAAGUUAUUCAUAUUAAUAAGAACAAUGGAUCACAUUUUUAUAGAUUCCUGUUUGUGUGAUAGGGAAAGCUCGUUGUUUUACAGUAGCUACGUCUUUAUCUAACGCUUAUGGCAUCUUUAUCAUUUUAUUGUGAUGAUGUUUGGAGCCAAAGUGUGUUCGUACUGUUUCCGUGAGAGAAUCUUCUAUCAUAUUCCGACAUUUUCACUGUGGUGUUUGUAUAAUAUCCCUCUGAAAGUGACCAUAGGAUUGCUACAGUUCUUACAGAGGGGGUGCAGCCUGUACAGAGGGCAUAUACUGUGUUGUACACCAAAUCACAAAUGGAGUAUUUUGGGCCGUCUGUGCUUCAUUUCCUCUGGUAUUGCCUUUAUUUAUACACAAACACAGCAAACAGCUAUAUGUUAGCUUCUCCCCGGAAGAAGA